Bipolaris maydis ATCC 48331 is the source of this 1499-nucleotide messenger RNA. RefSeq names its product CWC16 protein. Gene Ontology annotation, biological process: mRNA splicing, via spliceosome. The record is from RefSeq and is a predicted model, not a curated record. Lineage: Eukaryota; Fungi; Ascomycota; Dothideomycetes; Pleosporales; Pleosporaceae. Gene Ontology annotation, cellular component: U2-type spliceosomal complex; post-mRNA release spliceosomal complex.
ACACCGGCUCCCUAUGACAUAGCGCACGUCGCGCCCUCCCUGCAUCACAGCCCGCAACGAUGCAGGGCUUCAACAUGGGGCGGUACUACCUGCCCGAUGCCUCCAACCCGCCGAGCUUCAAUAACAACUCGCAUCCUCUCGGCAAACGCGCAAAUAAGAUCUCCCAGGGCAUCCUCACUGUUCGCUUCGAGCUUCCCUUUGCCGUGUGGUGCGACCACUGCACUCCUCCGGCCAUCAUAGGCCAAGGUGUACGUUUCAAUGCCGAAAAGAAGAAGAUAGGCAACUAUUAUAGCACACCAAUAUGGAGUUUUCGCAUGAAGCACAGUGCUUGCGGUGGAUGGUGGGAGAUUCAGACCGAUCCAAAGAAUAGCGAGUACAAAGUCGUCGAGGGUGCGCGGCGACGAGACUACGGGCCGGGAGACAAAGGACUAGAAGCUGAGGGAGAGCUUAAAUUCUUGACCGAUGAAGAGCGCCAGAGACAGAGGGAAGAUGCUUUUGCGAGCCUCGAGGGAAAACUAGAAGACAAAAACGCGGAAAAGAAACACAGAGAAAGGGUGGAGGAACUCUACGAUCAAAGCGAAGUCUGGCGAGACCCAUACGACGUGAACGCACGUCUCAGGAAAGACUUUCGCGCGAAGAGAAAGACUUGGAAGAAGGAAGAUAUGCGAAAAGAGGGUAUACAAGCAAAGUUUAGUCUUGGAUUAGAUAUUGCGGACGAGACAGAGGCAGACCGGACGCGUGCCGGCUUGGUCGAUUUUGGUGCAAGCGCCUCGGGCGACCGAGAACUCGAGCAACAGUCGUGGAAACUAAUUUUCGAGGAGAAGGACACUACCAAGGCUAUUAAGCCCAUUGCAAAGACAAGAAAGCUCAAGGCAGAGUUAGCAGCAGAAAAAAGCCGACAAGGGUUGCAACAAACGCUGAUUGGCAAUACGCGAGCAGCAAUUAACCCUUUCCUAUCAAAAGACAGCGGACCGGCGUCGAGAAUCAACCUAGGCAUUUUAAAGAGGAAGCGAGAUGCAUUAGCUGAAGAAGAAGUCUCUACAACGUUGCCAGUGGAAACUGGUGAUACGACUUCAGCCAAGAAACCUGCUUUGCUAUCAGCACUAGUAGGCUAUGACUCAGACUAAAUAACAUGGCGCCACAACAAAGAGUUUGAACAUCGCCACGGACUCCGAGCUCAACUUUCUCAUACUAUGCAUCUACUAGCGUUUAGGCAACUGGUAUAUAAUACCCCAUUUUCCAUAUCGAAGAUAAUAUUGUCGUUAAUAACUAUACUUUAAUUUUCAAGAGCCGUUCUCUUCGUACUGACACUCCCUCUAAGCGUCGACAGGUCAUACCGAUUUCUUUGCAUUUCGCGUGCAAUAUUAUGCAUCGAUGCAUUAGUGGGAUGGACACAGCGAAUAAUAGACAAGCUCUUCCCUAGCAUAUUCUCAAACUUAGAUAGUAAUGCACUGUAUUAAAUGACAAGAUAGUCUCUCAUAUCGCAUACUUAUUAUUUU